Molecule: messenger RNA, 1206 nt
Organism: Prorocentrum cordatum
Lineage: Eukaryota; Dinophyceae; Prorocentrales; Prorocentraceae
Source: the annotation of a GenBank genome assembly
AUGUCCCAUGGCCCCUGCAAGGGCGGCGGCGGCGGCGGGCAGGGCACCCCUCCCCCGUGGCGCGGCGGCGGCUCCCAGGGCUGGCAGCGGCAGGACUGGAGCUACUACGACUACGGAGGCGCCCAGUGGUCUGGCGGCAAGGGCUACGGCACGGCUGGCAGGAGCGACUGCUGGAAGUGCGUGGCAUGCGGAUGCGGCAAGACCACCGUCUGGGCGACUCACUGCAAGCACUGCGGAGAGUGGUCUGCCCUCCCGCCUGGACCUCAGCUUGGCGGCGCAGCGCAAGGCACAGGCAGCGGCAGCCGAGGGCAGGAUGUUCCUUUGGACGCAAAGGAGCUCCAGAUGCUGGUUGCACUGUCGCGCCGCGCAGGUGACCAAGCCACAGCUGCCAAGUACCAGGGCCAGCUGGACUCCAUGGCUGCGGCCGCAAAGCCGCCGCCAAAGGCCCUGCAGGACCAGGUCAGCGACCUGCAUCACCGCAUCAAGAAGCUCGACGGCAGGCUCGAGGCCGAACUGGCGAAGCUGGCGAGAUGGCAGGAUGGCAUCAGGGCUCAGGAGAUACUCAUCCAUGAUUUGUCGAAGCAGUCUGAGGCCAUGGCCACAGAACAUCGGCAACUGGUUGCACAACUACACAGUGCAGUGGUUCCUCCCUCGGCCGACACCGAGCCCACGCCUGGGCCCACCUUGUCACUUCGAGACCUCGUGGACGGGCGAGUCUCCAACAUCGUCAUCGACGACGGGGGCCUCUUCUCAGUCGAUGCUGACGGCAUUGAGGACUCAGAUCUACAAGAGGUGGAACGGCGUCGGGCUGAUUUCAAGGAGCAUAUCGGCAAGGCAGCCAAGGCCCUCUUCGCCGAAGCGAUGGAGCGCGCGGCAGUCGCCAAAGCCGAGCACGACGGGCACCUCAAGCGCAUGGCCACCAAGCGCAGGAAGGGCUGCGAUGGAGCCGUGUCGGCUGGAGGCGGAAUUCGUGGAGGGGGCGCUGAAGCAGCUGAGUCACCUGCUGGAGGCGCCUGUGGCAGCGGCGACGCGACGACCAGCGACGUCAGCCAGCCCGCCGCCCAAGUCAGCCGAGUUCGCGAACAGGUGGCACGCGUUGCUGAGCGAGUUCAGCAGCAGCAGGCGGCGCCUGAGAGCAGCGGCACGGGUGAGCGGCACAGUGAGCAGCACAACCAGAGCCCCCCUGACGGUCAGCAGCAGGCCUGA